CAGAGUUGCACCCAGGUCUCUCAACUAGAAUGCUAUUUUGAUCGCUAGAACAGUCUUCUCCCAAAAUUGUUCUGCAAAAUUCCCGGAAGAGCCGGCAUCAACCCGCCUUUUUAGUGCCUCAACAAAGCGUUGAGGGGUAGGUUACACACGGAGGAUCUGCCUCUUCCGGUUCUGCCUCUCCAGUUCGGGAGUACAACUCGGAGUAACGUUUGGCUAUCCCGAGCUUUGCACCCCGCUCCCACUCUCUAAACCUCACUUCUGCCCUCUCCAUUCUGUCUUCUUUUGGACCCGCCUGCAUCGCCCAAUCCUUUCUUUGCGUCAGUCUUCCCACCGCCUCAGCCACGCCCCCUCGCCGCAGGCCGUCGCACGCUAUGUGCGUCAGUCGGCACGGCGCUUUACGGCAGUCGUGCUCCCUGUUACCAGACAGCAUGGAGGCAGAGGAGUCUGACAGUGCAGCUACGGAGCAAGAGCCGCUGGAGAAGAUAGACCAGAAACUAGAGGAGGAAGAGGAGCAGGAGGAAUCCGAAGAAGCAGCAAGUGGCAGCAAGAAGCGGGUAGUUCCAGGUAUUGUGUACUUGGGCCACAUCCCGCCACGCUUCCGGCCCCUGCACGUCCGCAACGUUCUUAGCGCCUACGGUGAGGUUGGACGCGUUUUUUUUCAGGCUGAGGACCGGUUCGUAAGACGCAAGAAGAAGGCAGCAGCGGCCACGGGAGGAAAAAAGCGGUCUUACAGCAAGGACUACACCGAAGGCUGGGUGGAGUUCCGUGACAAGCGUGUAGCCAAGCGCGUGGCGGCCAGUCUACACAACACGCCUAUGGGUGCCCGCAGGCGCAGCCCCUUUCGUUAUGACUUAUGGAACCUUAAGUAUUUGCACCGUUUCACCUGGUCCCAUCUCAGUGAGCACCUUGCCUUUGAGCGCCAGGUGCGCCGGCAGCGCCUUAGAGCGGAGGUUGCUCAGGCCAAGCGUGAAACUGACUUCUAUCUUCGAAAUGUGGAGAAGGGACAACGUUUCCUUGCUGCUGAUGGGGAUCCUGCCCGCCCUGAUGGCUCCUGGGCAUUUGCCCAACGUCCUACUGAACAGGAGCUGAGGGCCCGGAAAGCAGCUCGUCCAGGGGGACGUGAACGGGCUCGCCUGGCUUCUGCCCAGGACCAGGCCCGCUCCAACCGAGGGCUCCUUGCCAGGAUCUUUGGAGCCCCACCACCCUCAGAGAACAUGGAGGGACCCUCCCCGGUUAGAGACUCCUGAAAAGCAGGGAAUCCCCUUUCAUCUCUUGGCCCUGCCCGUCUACCUCAUACUAGAGUGAUAAUGACCACCCAGGCACAUAAUUUUAUUGUAUUUCUUAGAUCAAGAGUCUCUGAUGAGGGCUCAGACAUGGAGAUCUUGUGGGCUUCUCCUCUCCCCCUAACUCCUAUAUGCUUGGCUGAGUCACCUAAUUCAUACGAGCACGAUUAUGACUAUUGCAGAGGUCUGUUUUGUUUGACUUUUGGCUGCUUGCCUCCAGCCCAGUGGAGUUCCCUAAAAAUCCUACUUACUGACAUCAGGAAGGGCCUUAUUUGCAACUAGAGUGAUAAUGCCUUAUCCAGGCAAUUUUGUUCUAUUUAGCAACUACAGGAAAGGGCAGCAGCAGCAGCAGCAUCCUUUUUAUUUAGAAAAAGUUAACAGGUACAGGAAUUAGUAGGGUGGGACUGGGUUGGGAACCACUUUCCAAAUGUAUUUAUAGAAAAUAAAAUAUGUGUUUUCAAAGAAAAUACAUAUAUACUGUUUUAGUUUCAUGGUUAGGGGUCAUUGGGCAAUUUUAACUUUUAUUUUCCUUUUGUUCCAUUCACCUUCAUUCCAUCUCCUGGUCUUAGAGUUCCCUAUUUAACCUGGACUUUUUUUCCUAUUUCUGUCUAUUUAAUUAUGAGCCCAGUUUAUCAGUUAUCUAAUUAAGCAUUUACUAAGCCACUGUGUGAGGAAACAGUGUCAGUGGGUAAUAACAUGUGGCCCUUGGCAUUAAGAUAUAUGCUACUAGAAUAAGGGAGAGAGGCAUCAUGAUACAUGUGUAUAAGAGGUGGAGUGGGGACUGUAGCAGGACAUGGAGUGCUCUCAUGGUGAACCUGAUACAUGAUCAGUCUUUACCAAGGUUUCCAGGUCAUUCCUGGAAUGUGAACUGAGAGAAUGACAGCAGAAUCCUGAAAGAACCUAGUGUGCUCCUACAGUUGCAAACAGUGCUUCAUGAAUGGAGUGUUGGGUUGGAACAAUUGUAAAGGUGGUCAAAGCCUAGGAGGGGAGUCAGGAACAAAUGCCCUGCAGGUGCUCUUAUACGUAUUCAGUUUUAGACAAGGUAGGGUUCACAAACAUGCGUGCAAAGCAGCCCUAUGGCUUCAAAGAGUAAGUGAAAGUCACUAAGAGGUCACAAUAAACUAAAAAAUCUAAACACAGUCUCAUGUAGAUUAAAACUCUCAUCAUCAUCAUCCAGGCUGUUAAAUUCAGGAAGUAGUAGAGUGUGAUUAUGGUUAUUGGAUUUUGCUUGUGCUGUUUUAGUUUCUUUUAAAAAAAUUUUCCCCAGUGUGCCAAUCCAUGUGGUUUUUUUUUGGGGGGGGGUUGGAGUGGAUUUAUCCACUUCUUUAGCUGUAAAGUAUCCCUGCCACAUUAUGAUCUGAACUUGAUGGGUGCACUUUAUUUGGAAGAGUAAAAAUGUCCACACUGUAAACCUUGGUAAAACAUUUCCCACAGCCCACAUACUUAUACUCAGCACACAAAGUACAUCUCCACUUCUUAGGAACUUGAUAUCCUUGUUUCUGUGUUCAUUUCUUGUGGGUUUGUUUCAUGUGGAUUGUUUCCUCAGGUCAUGAUGUAAAAUGAACCAGAACAAUCCAACAUCAGAAUUGCAAAGCCGGUACAUUCACUUAUUCAGAAUUCCAAGUGCCCAUUGCUACCUCUGCUACUUAAAGAUAUAGCAAGGUGAAGAAAAAACUUUUCUGUCUCUCAAUUUGCUAAUAGUUAGAAAGUACAACAGAAAUACUAGAGUUUAAUGAGACUUCUUUGAAUUAAGAAAGGAAUAGUGUUCCCAUGUUGGGCUGUGUUAGGUAUCAAUUGAUAGACUCAAGGAUCAGCAUCUCAGGCUGCACUUCAAAUAAGUAUGUACAAAGAGCUCACCCCUACUGCCAGGAAACCUGGGUAAGUCACAGGCAGAGGAAUGAGAAUAAAUGGGUGCAAGAAAAUUUCCCAGGAGCUUUAAUCUUGAUUUCCCCCAUUGAGGGCGGGAAAAUGAUUUUCUUUUACAGUGACAAUUUUGUUUCCAUUAGAGCAUACUUUGUUUUUUACAUGAGUUAUUUAAUGUAUAAGCAUACGAUGUUGUUAUUCCCUUAUUAAAGCUGAACUAAGAGAUAUGACAUAAUUUGCCACUUAUUUACCUUUUGUUCCCAUUUGUUCCAAAUGCCUUUUCUAGGCAUAUAAAUGCUUAUUGCAUAUGAUGAGUGUUUAUUGCAUGAAUCUUGUAAUGGACACAUAGACUAGAGAGUCAAAUUUUAUUUUAACUAAGACCAAGAGUAGCAAGCUGGGUGAUUUCGGUCAUGAUCCUGUGAUUCAGGAUCUGAUUCAACUUUGUUCCACACCCAACUGAGAAGCUGGAACUCUGCAUUUGUUGGCAAUAGAGUGGGCUGUUUUCUUUCCAAGUAGAAUGAGGAAGCAAGUCUGUCAGAGUAAGGGGGCUUUAAUAGGGCACGUCUGGGUGCCUUGUGAACUUAGUCCUAAAAACUUCAAGAAAAAUGUUUACAGCCACUUUUUCUCAAUUUUCUUUGAUUCCUCAUGCAACUUUCUUCCUGAAAUUUGUCUUGUCAUGUUACAGUAGGGUUACAAGGGAAAAAAACUUUGGUAUAAGCCUUAAGGAUGUGCUCAUGCUCCCUAGGAUGGUGAAUAUGAAUUUUAGCAGAUUGCUUACAACCUGGUAUUAGAACUCUUGCCCUUUUUGAGGGUGUUGGCAGCUGUAAUCCCAGCAGAUGUGAUAAUUUUCUACUUUGGUCAAUUCUGUCCGCUUCUCCCAAGACCACACAGAACUGAGACUGAAUAACACCUAGCCAGAGGAAUGGAAAGAAACGGCUCAGGUUGUGUGCUUUUAUAGCAGGGCAGAAGUUAGCAUGAAAUACCCAGGGAAAGAUUAAAGGGGAGGAAGGGACGGAAGCACUUCAGGAGCUAAUCCUCCAAGCAAGAAAGAGCGGCUUCUACAGGUUGUGUCUUCCUGGGAAACCAGCGCGAGGGCUAGACUGAUGCAGGACUUCACUCAGGGCCUCACAGGUCCCAUGCAGGAUUGUCACAAGAGAUUUGGAAAUUAUAAUAGAGACAGAGAUAAAGUAUAGUUUACAGUGAUGGGGGAGUUGGGUCCUCCAGCACUAGACCUCAUCCCUGGACACGUCUGAGGGCUCCAGUGAAUAAAUCGGCCCCCCACGCAGGUUCAUGUCCACUCAUCUCCUGGAGGGACUAUUGCAGCUUCAGCACAAUUUCCCAGGCCCCAAUGUGAUCCAACUCCUGGCCUUGCUCUGGCUUGGAAUUUAGAGAGGACUGUGUGUUUCCAUCUGUUGUAAGCUCAAUCCAUUUAGGAAUAACUAAUUUCACUGUAAAGAUUCUCAGUGAAAACUUUCAGAACAGUUUGUUAAACAAUUUACCACAUUUCUUGAAGUGGAGAAGUGUACUUUUGGGGCACUUCCUAUGCAUACAUAAAUAGAUGGCAAAAUUGUAACAUGCUUUUUGGGGAGCACAACAGUACAAUUUGAUGCUACUGCAUAGUCUUUUUAACCACUGAAUGGGCCUUCAUUAUAUGAUUAAACCAGGACAUUUUAGCCAUACACUAACUGGGAUAUUUAGGUUAUGUCCGAUUAUUGACCAUUAUAAAAAUGCUGUCCUGAACAUUCCUGUACAUGUAUCAUAUUGAUGGGUAUAGGUUGAAUAUGUCUG
Molecule: messenger RNA, 4934 nt
Organism: Microcebus murinus (gray mouse lemur)
Lineage: Eukaryota; Metazoa; Chordata; Mammalia; Primates; Cheirogaleidae
Gene: ABT1
Product: activator of basal transcription 1
Biological process (GO): endonucleolytic cleavage in 5'-ETS of tricistronic rRNA transcript (SSU-rRNA, 5.8S rRNA, LSU-rRNA); endonucleolytic cleavage in ITS1 to separate SSU-rRNA from 5.8S rRNA and LSU-rRNA from tricistronic rRNA transcript (SSU-rRNA, 5.8S rRNA, LSU-rRNA); endonucleolytic cleavage to generate mature 5'-end of SSU-rRNA from (SSU-rRNA, 5.8S rRNA, LSU-rRNA)
Cellular component (GO): nucleolus
Molecular function (GO): RNA binding
Source: RefSeq, a predicted model, not a curated record